Messenger RNA from Selaginella moellendorffii, 2732 nucleotides. Its product is annotated as probable myosin light chain kinase DDB_G0292624. Bases 1166 to 2596 code for a protein of 476 amino acids. The transcript is spliced from 7 exons. Gene Ontology annotation, molecular function: ATP binding; protein serine/threonine kinase activity. The record is from RefSeq and is a predicted model, not a curated record. Lineage: Eukaryota; Viridiplantae; Streptophyta; Lycopodiopsida; Selaginellales; Selaginellaceae. Gene Ontology annotation, biological process: protein phosphorylation; mitotic DNA damage checkpoint signaling. Gene Ontology annotation, cellular component: cytoplasm; nucleus.
UCAAAGUGGUUCGUUGAGGAUAUUGGAAGUUUUCCACCAAAACUGAGACGGAGAAAUUCGCCAUGUUUAGUCGAGCUCAUCACGAAAAGCUAAGUAGCGCUUUCCUCGAGUAAUAGAAUAUCUUAUCAUAGUGCGUUUUUUUAUCCCUCCUUUAAACUUGAAGAUUCGUGUACCAGGGGGCUUUCUCAGUCUAGUAUAGGCAAUUCAGGAAAUACUAUUCGCAUUUCACUCUGGUUACAGGAAGUUUGUGUUCGUGGAGGAAUCGUCAACGUAACGCACGGAGCCGACGGUGAGGGGCAGCAAAGGCGUUGAGAUGCGUUACAAAGUCAUGUAAGAACUGGUAGAUGACACGAGGAGGAUCUCUUGAAGCCCAUCCAGGUACAUGGUUCUUUCCAUUUCCAUCCUCCCAUCACUCAAACUUGUCUCCGGGAGGAAAAUCUAAUUGGAAAAUCGGAGGUUCGAGCGGUUUUCACGAGUGGAAGUGGACGAGUGGCGUUAUGCAUGGUGACGGAAGGAAAGCUGACCAAAGGCUACAAGUGAGGGAAGAAAAGCGUGCAUACUGGGAGCUUGAGCUCGCUUCGACGGGUAAAAGAUGUCGCCAAAGAGGUUUUGGAAUGUUGUCGAUGGGUUCAACGAGUGGCAAGAAGGCGACACCAUACAGGCAUGGAGAAGCAAAGAACUCGCGAGGACGCGUCCGCGACUCUCUAGCCAGCGAGAAGAAACGCUCGAAAUCAUAAAGGUCGAAAAACUGGAGAAGACUCUAAUCAACUGCUCGAAAACAAGCAUGUCGUCCACAGACAGUGCCAAAUCGGUAAAGAACAUUCUCAUUGCAAGAUCGGCUAUGUCGUCGAUGCGGUCCAGCCUGCGAAGACUGUUAACGCGAGAGACAAAAUAUCCCACUAAUGCGCCAGCUCCCUGCCGUCUUCUCCCGCGCGCAGGCACCAAGAACAGCCACAAAGAUUCUCGCGUCCUUGAUCCAGCAUGAUGGAGAAAAGUUCCAGUGCCAAAUCCUUUUCUCCACUCCGAGAACUUGGUGUCAAGGCUCCGUUGUCGGUGUAACUGGAAAAUCUGGGCAUGAUUCCGAGAGCAGGCCACAACUCUGAGAUUGCGUGAGCAGCUGGCGAUUGCGGAGAUUGCAUUGUGAUUCCACAGGUUUUGUCAGUGAAUGCCGCCAAGAACUCAACAGAGCUGGUUGCCAGGCUCACACUGCGCAGACCAAGCGCACCACACCGCGGGGAAUGAAGCGCCGGCGAUUCUCACAGCAUUGUGUUGGUGGUUUGCUGCGAGCAAUAGGAUGCUCGCCGAUUAUUUGGAAACAAAAAGUAUUUCCACCAAGUCACUAGGCACUUUGUUUAAUGCUUUUAUUCAGACGUAUUGGAUUCUUUUGAAUAAGAAAGGAAAUUAUAAAAAAGGCAAUUGCUACAUCAAGGCUAGGGUUAAACAGACUUUCAAGGGGAUGGCGCUUGACGAAGGUAAGCCUCAAGAAGAGGUGCUACUUGAUGCACUUUGGAAGCUGAAGGAGCUCUACGAGCUACUCAAAAUACCUCCCCCACAAGAGGAAGAAGCUGCUACACCGAGCACUGAAUCGAUGGAGGAGCACAGGAAAUUGAUGGACGAGCAGAUGGCACUGGUGCGAUCUAUGGAGGCGAUGGAGUUUAACCAGGCAAGCAUGGGAGACUUGUUCUCGGUGGAAAAGGAGCUGGGUCAGGGAGGCCAAUCAAGUGUCUACCAAAUCAAACGCAAGAGCGACGGUCAAUUGUUCGCUUGUAAAUCAAUUCGGGUCACUGACAAUCUUGAAGACCAAGCGGAGUUAGAGAUGAGAGUACUCACGAAACUCUCCAAGAGCACAGCAAAAAGUGGUGUGGUUCAACUAGUGGACGUUUUCAAAGAACAAGAAUACCAUCACCUUGUCAUGGAGUUGUGCCAGUGCUCGCUGCGAGAUGUGUUGAAGGACAAGGGGAGGCUGAGUGAGCACGAGGCAGCACUGGUGAUGAAGAAAGUGGCCAGGACUGUGGGCGAAAUGCACGACAUGGGAAUAGCUCAUAGGGAUAUCAACACUGCCAACAUCCUCCUAGGGAUUAAGGAGAAAUUUGACAGCAUAAAGGUGGCUGACUUUGGAACGUGUUGGUUGAGCGAGGGGCCAGGCGUAAAGUUUAGGAUGAGCGACCUUUCUGGGACACAGGCUUACAGCGCCCCAGAGAUGGUGAAUUCUGAUGAUGAGUAUGAUGAGAUGGUAGAUGUGUGGGGCGUGGGCAUUGUCUUGUAUGAGAUAUUGUCGGGGCAGUUUGCAUUCUGGGUGGGGAGGAAGGAAGUGCCGGUGACCUCCCUUGACUGGACGGAUGUGAGCGAGGAAGCCAAAGAUCUCAUUCUCCAGCUGCUCCACUUGGACCCGAGAAAGAGGCUGCCAAUCCAUGAGAUUGAGAAGCAUCCAUGGGUCGUCAAGCAUUCUGCUGUACAGCAGGAAUUGUGUCUGGAGAUGGAUUUGAAGCCGGGCUUGAAGCGAAGGCGAGGUGAUCAGGAAGAAGCAGAGGAAAGUCUUGUGGCAAAGAAGGUGCGGCUUUGGAGCAUAAGUUGCCUUGACAGUUUUGGAGAAUGAGAAUGCCAUCCGAGGAGCACUACGAGCGUCUGUUGGACAUGUCUGGUCGGGCCGAAAGAAAUUCUAUCCCAGCCACGUUGUACGGGGGAAUUUUCUUGCCUUCAAGAACGAAAAAGAGAGAAAAGAAUUCCUACCA